AUGCCCCUCGCCCUCUCCCGCUGCACCACCUCUGACGUAGAUGACAUCGUCCGCCUGAGCGCAGCAGCCUUCAGCGCGCCAACCAACGCCAACGUCUUCCCCAACACGCCCACCGUCAACGCUUUUCGUACCGCCCGCGCACAACACACCAUCCAGCAUGACCCCUUCUCUCUAUUCCUAAAGAUAGUCGACACGGAGUUGCCGCCGGAGGAGCAGUUUAUUGCGUAUGCGAAAUGGGCGAAACCGCAUUCUAAAGAGGAGUUGAGGGACAGUGGAUAUGUGGAUUUGCUAAUGAGCGAUGAGUUGCCGAAAGAAUGUGAUAGGGCGCUGAUUUGGAAGGCGGAGGAGAUGAAGGGAGAGUUGGUGGAAAGUAUCAUGGGGAGCAGACCAUUUUACCAUCUCGAUGUUCUGGCUACGCAUCCUGCACACUCAGGCCGAGGGUGCGCCGGUCGGCUGGUGAAAUGGGGCAUGCAGAAAGCCCAGGAAGAGGGCGUCGAUUGCUACGUGGAAGCUCAGGAUUCAUCGAAGCCUAUCUUUGAGAGGUAUGGGUGGAGGGAGGCGGGGGAGCUUAAGACGGGGGAUAAGAAGUGGGCGACUGUGUUGGUGUACACGCCAGCGAAAGGAACGGAAGGCUGA
Molecule: messenger RNA, 636 nt
Organism: Didymosphaeria variabile
Lineage: Eukaryota; Fungi; Ascomycota; Dothideomycetes; Pleosporales; Didymosphaeriaceae
Exons: 2
Coding region: 1-636 (211 amino acids)
Molecular function (GO): acyltransferase activity, transferring groups other than amino-acyl groups
Source: RefSeq, a predicted model, not a curated record